Setaria italica (foxtail millet) is the source of this 2481-nucleotide messenger RNA. RefSeq names its product receptor-like protein 2. NCBI's taxonomy places the organism in Eukaryota, Viridiplantae, Streptophyta, Magnoliopsida, Poales, Poaceae. The transcript has a single exon. The record is from RefSeq and is a predicted model, not a curated record. Bases 30 to 2177 code for a protein of 715 amino acids. Gene Ontology annotation, molecular function: protein binding.
CAUUCCAUAGUGAUUUCUGGAGAGAAGCCAUGCGGGCACUGCAUUUCUCACACAUGAAAUACAGCAACAGAUUCCCCACGACUUUCCUUAGCCUUGCUCUUGUUUUGAUCCUCUUCUUGGCCUCUCCCACAAGCGCUUGCACCGAGCAGGAGCGCAACUCACUCCUUCAGUUCCUUGGCGGGCUAUCGCAGGGUGGAAAUCUCACCUUGACAUGGAAGAAUGGCACAGACUGCUGCACUUGGGAAGGGAUCACCUGCAGUCCAGACAGGACGGUCACUGAUGUCUUCUUGAGUUCUAGGAGCCUUCAGGGAUUCAUCUCACCGUUCCUUGGCAAUCUCACUGGCCUAUUGCGCCUCAAUUUAUCCUACAAUUUGCUGUCUGGCGGCCUACCACUCGAAUUGGUGUCGUCCAACAGUAUCAUCGUCCUUGAUGUCAGCUUCAACCAACUCAAUGGAAAUCUGCAAGAGCUGCCAUCUUCAACCCCUGCCCGGCCUCUCAAGGUACUGAACAUCUCAAGCAACUUGUUUUCAGGGCAGAUUCCGUCCACUACAUGGGAAGUGAUGAAGAGUCUGGUUGCCCUUAAUGUAAGCAAUAACAGCUUUACCGGGCAGGUACCAACAACACUCUGUGUCAAUGCACCAUCCUUUACUCUGCUUGAACUCAGCUACAACCAAAUAAGUGGAAGUAUACCUCCAGAGCUUGGUGAUUGCUCCAAUUUAAAAUAUCUAAGUGCUGGACACAACAACCUCAACGGGACUCUUCCAGAUGGCCUCUUGGAUAUUACCUCAUUGGAACACCUCUCUUUUCCAAAUAACCAGUUGCAAGGAUCACUCAGCAACAUCAGCAAGCUCAAAAAUCUGGUCACCCUUAAUCUUGGAGGGAAUUUUUUUGAUGGCAAUAUCCCAGAUUCUAUAGGUGAACUCAAGAGACUGCAGGAGAUUAGUUUGGAUCAUAACCAGAUGUCUGGGGAAAUCCCAUCAACUCUGAGCAACUGCACAAAGAUCAUAACUAUCAACCUCAAUAGCAACAGUUUCAGCGGACAACUCACCAAGGUCAAUUUCUCCAACCUUCCCAAUCUAAAAAACAUAGAGCUUAUGGGGAACAAAUUCAGUGGCGCGAUUCCAGAAAGCAUCUACUCAUGCAACAACCUAACUGCACUGCGACUAUCCUUCAAUAGUUUCCACGGUCAGUUGUCAGAAAAAAUCAGCAAUUUGAAGUUCCUCUCAUUCCUAUCACUUGUUGACAUCUCUCUUACAAAUAUCACAAGUGCAUUUCAGAUCCUUAGGAGUUGCAAUAACCUGACCACCUUGCUAAUUGGACUCAACUUCAAGCAUGAGAUCAUGCCACAGGAUGACAGAAUUGAUGGUUUUGAGAAUCUUCAGGUUCUUUCUAUGUACGAGUGUUCUUUGCUUGGAAGAGUGCCUCCUUGGUUAUCCAAGCUCACAAAUUUGGAGGUGUUAGACUUACAUAGUAAUAAGCUAAUCGGGCUAAUACCUGACUGGAUGAAUAACCUAAAGUCCCUCUUCUGUUUAGACAUAUCAAACAACAGCCUUACAGGGGAAAUUUCAACAGCCUUGAUGGAGAUGCCGAUGCUAAAAACUGAUAAUGUAGCCCCAAAGAUCUUUGAGCUCCCUAUUUAUGCAGCUCCAGCACUUCAAUAUCGCAUGCCCAGUGCUAUUCCUAAACUACUGAAUCUGGCUGCUAAUAAUUUCACUGGUGUGAUCCCCGCAGAGAUUGGUCAGUUGAAGGCGCUCCUUUCACUGAAUUUGAGCUUCAACAAAUUAUCAGGAGAGAUCCCAGAAGCGAUUUGCAACAUCACAAACCUGCAGGUGCUCGACUUGUCAAGCAAUGAUAUCACUGGUACAAUUCCAGCUGCACUGAAUGAUCUACAUUUCCUGUCUCGAUUCAAUGUUUCUAAUAAUGACCUAGAAGGGACAAUUCCAACCGGAGGCCAGCUUAGCACUUUUACAAAUUCUAGCUUUGAUGGCAACCCCAUGCUGUGUGGUUCGAUUCUUAAUCACCAUUGCAAUUCUGCAGCGGCAGGUUCAGUGUCCAUUUUCUAUGAAAAGCUCAGUGGUAGUAAGGUCAUCUUCACAAUCUCCUUUAGUGUUUUCUUUGGUGUAGGGGUGCUAUAUGAUCAGCUUGUACUAUCAUGGUACUUUGGCCAAGCGAAGUAAACGGAAAUAGGGUACAAUAGUGCGCAUUUGCUUCAAGACAAGUGAUUGACAGAAUUGUGCUAAGAAACAAACAGCUACAGCUUUGUAAUUUUUAUCUCCAUUGCCAACCUUGCUGCAAUCACGAGUUGUUCUCACUUGUGCAAGAUCAAAUCAGUAGCCCCAGGUACAGCCCUGGCAUUAGAUGUUCAGUCAAUAUUCUUUGAUUUUGGAACUUGAGAGUUGAAGCAACUGGAGGAUGGUACCGACAUCACCUUCAGUGUUUUCAUUAAAAUAGGAGUGCUAUAUAAUCAGAUGGAACUAUCCA